AUGGCUAAAUUGUAUCUUAUUCAACCAGCUGUGGUGGCUCCAGUUAGAAUCAACACAGUAAGUUUGUUUUGAAUUUGUUUUUGAGUUUAUAGGUUGUGAAAGCUUCUGAAUAUAUUGUUAAAGGUUUUGAGUUGAAAUAGUUUUGGAAUUCGUAAAAUACGACCAUUGAUUUUGUUCUUUUUGUAAAAUAUUGGUUUUAAAGACAUAAUUAUCGAUUUUUUCGUAAUUUUUAGUUUUUUGAAAGAAAUUUGGUAUAAAAUCUAACUAGAAUUAAUUUUCAGCAUCAUAAACAAAUGACAAAGCCAGUAAACGAUCUUCUCGAUGAUCCUUUGGCGGUAAUUAAGUCACAGAAGAACAACAACCAGCCCAGACGUCGUGAACGUCUCACACAUCUCACAGCCGAAGAGAAGUUGAAUCGUCGCAAAAUGAAGAAUCGUGAAGCCGCACAGAAUGCCAGAGACCGCAAGAAGGAGCAGAACAAGCAGUUGGAAGGAGUUUUGCGACAAAUGGCAGCCGAAAACAAGAAGUUGAAGGCCGAGAACGCUAAGUUGAGAGCUGAAGUCGCCAGACUGUCUGGCAAAGAGUAUACUGGUACUGAUGGUGCUAAAAAUAUGGAAACGUAUCCUAUAGGUAGUGCUAAUGGAUAUGUUAUGGAUGGUACUGAAAGUCCAGUAUAUGGUUUGGAUGGAACAGAAGAUUAUAAUGUUCACAGUAAUGAACUGGACGUUCCUUGCAGUCCAGACAGUGCUUAUGCUUCCAGUUCCACUUCAGCUCUAUCCCCAGUGUCUUCGAAUGGAUAUCAACCGGUCGUUUAUCAAAACAGGUCAAAGAGAACCAGCAUGAACUUGAGCAGUCCUUCUUCAAGUCGUUCAAGCUUUUCACAUGGCUACAGAACUUCUGAAUACAACAAUAUCAACAGAAAUGAUGGCUUGAAUGGAGCGCAUAGGUCUUCCAACGAUACCUACAUUACUCCUGAAUCCAACGAUACCUACAUGUCUUCCGAAUCCAACUUCAACACCCAAAACCCGAUCUUCAACGAUAACUACGAGUUCAACCAAGCACCCCUCAACCCCCACCACGCUCACCCUACGGAACCCCAAGCCGAUCGGUCGUUUGUCCCAUCUGUCGAGUCUGCCGCACUCCGGAUGUCCCUGCCGCGGAACAGGACGAACGAUCGGCCCGCCUACCGGUGCCCGACGAGAGCAUGGUGCUGGAGCCGUUCGAGGAGGUCAGCGAGUACGUCGACGUGUACGCCGAUGAUUACAGUCACGACGCUGCUCAGCUUGAUGAACUGGACCUCGAUGGAGAGGGAUUCGAAGCCGGAUUCGAGUUUGGAAACGAAGCCGGCUUCAGAAAUGGAUUUGAAGGCGAGUACGGUAACAAAAGUGGACUCGAAGGCGAGUACGGUAACAGAAAUGGAUUCGAAGCCGGCUUCGAUAGCCCAUUUGACCCCAUCUACCCACAGACUGAAGCCCAGAAACCGGUUCAGAAUCCGCCGACGGACACCUUUGAAGGCCUGCCAGCCUUCGACGACCUCGUUCAAAGCUCCUUCCUCGACAAACUCUGCUCCGAGCUGGAGAUUCUCCCCUCCCAGGAGGAGAACAACUACAUGAACGACUUUGAAAUGGACAAUCAAAACCUUUUCGACUGGUGCAACAACGUUUAA
Bursaphelenchus okinawaensis is the source of this 1666-nucleotide messenger RNA. Lineage: Eukaryota; Metazoa; Nematoda; Chromadorea; Rhabditida; Aphelenchoididae. The record is from the annotation of a GenBank genome assembly.